UUUGAUGUCAACAUUUUUUUGCACAAUAAAUAAAUAUUUGAUAAAUAAUGGAGGACUUAUUGCAACCCCAAAUACGAGAGAGCUGUAGGCUCGCCCUACCUGAGGGACUGAAGGAUUUGAUGGCUGAUAUUUCUCGAGAAGUACUACGCGCUCAACCUGAAAACCUCUACCAAUUCAUCGCCGACUACCUUUCCUCACUGCUAGUUGCGCGUGAGCACCUGUUCAUUGCGGCGCGCGUAUGCGACGACGUCUGCACGAACACUUACUGCGCGGACUUGGGAGACGAACUGCGCGCGUUGUCGCUGAGUGAAGAAGACGUUCAGAAGAGUUUGGAAAUUAUCUCAGGGUACUUUUCAAGUGGUGAAGUGAAAGAGGGCAACUUGCUACAGAACUUGGUGCGAGAAACCGGCAUAGAUCCAAAGGCUCUUCCCGCCCUCCAGGAUGCGGUGCGGCGUGCUUUUCUGCGCCACCAACUGAACAAAUCCACUCAAGUCGAGUCAUCGUCGACAGACAGCGAGAUGGAUGAGACAUCACGUGCGGCAAAACACACGCUUAAAAUAUACAAGAAAGUCACGGAAAGCCCAGACAUCAACUACGAUUGCGUCGCUUCCAAAAUACAGGCAGCAUAUCGCGCGUACAACGUUCGUCGUUUACGUAAAGCUGGCAACAAGCCUCACACCAAAAAGAAGGAGGAUACGAAGGAAGAGACAGGCGAGAAAGUUCGAUUUCAAGUCAAGGGUGGUACAGCAGCACGUGAGUCGGAGCAGCUUAUGGCAGAUUUGGUUCAUCCAACAAAGAGAUGUGCAAGCAAAUGCUCAUCCAUGUCCCUGGCUGGUUCGUUCCUCUCACUCCCCCUGUACAAGCCGUACUCCAUCGGGCAGCCCUCGGACAUCAAGGAGGUCGACGAGGUCUGCGAGAAAGAGACGGAAAACGCCAAUUUCGAUUACCUCACGAACGCCCUUGGCAAUCCAAAUAAGAUCCAGUCGUGUGAACCCGAAAAAAACAACGACAAAAAGGAACUCGAAAGCAACAAAUCCAAAAAAGAACUUGAAAAUAACAAAGGGAAAAAGACAAUCAGUUUCCACAAUUUGGCUCGCGUGGUGGAGCUUGAUUAUAAUGAAGUAUCAGAUGAAGCGGACGAAGCAGAUUACGACUCUGAAGAUGCUGAAGAUGUGUUUAACGAACAACUUGCCGAUGAAGAUUAUGUUGAUGACAUAUGUCAAGAGUUACCGAAUGAUAACGAUAAUGGUUCAACACUUGAGAACACAGCUGUUAGUGAACUAAAGGGAGAUGAAACGGAGUCAAGCGAGAGCUGGAUCGAAGAUGACGUAGACGAAGCUCAACUGGAUGAGAUGGACAAAAAUCCCGAAAAUUGGGAUGAUUAUGAUGAUAUUGCACCGACAACAGAAGAUAAUUUUAGAAGAGUUAAUGAUGAUUCAGACGAUCCCGCAAAAAGUGCUGAGAUGCCAAAAGACAUGACAGGAGUUACUGAUACUCUUCCAGAUGAUGUUGCAGUAGAAUUCGCCGUAGAAGAAAAUGAGAACUUCCUAGUCUAGAAUACCUAGUAUUUUAAUUUAAUCUAAUCAAAAAACACAAUAUAAAAGCUACGAUUAUAUGAUUCAAAGUUUAUGUUAUGUCACUGUGCCUUAACGUAUGUGAACGUGUGAGGUAAGAAAAGUAAAAAUGUUAUGUUAUCCUUUAUACUUUUAUUAUUUACGUUCUUUAUAAGACAGCUGUUACAACUAAUGAAGGACAGUUUAAUCAAUGAUAUUUUUUAUGUUUUUGGUCA
Molecule: messenger RNA, 1789 nt
Organism: Cydia splendana
Lineage: Eukaryota; Metazoa; Arthropoda; Insecta; Lepidoptera; Tortricidae
Exons: 9
Coding region: 48-1556 (502 amino acids)
Molecular function (GO): protein binding
Source: RefSeq, a predicted model, not a curated record